This is a messenger RNA of Pteronotus mesoamericanus, 2167 nucleotides long. RefSeq names its product inhibitor of nuclear factor kappa B kinase regulatory subunit gamma (gene IKBKG). Gene Ontology annotation, cellular component: cytoplasm; nucleus; IkappaB kinase complex. Gene Ontology annotation, molecular function: K63-linked polyubiquitin modification-dependent protein binding. The record is from RefSeq and is a predicted model, not a curated record. The transcript is spliced from 10 exons. Gene Ontology annotation, biological process: positive regulation of canonical NF-kappaB signal transduction. Lineage: Eukaryota; Metazoa; Chordata; Mammalia; Chiroptera; Mormoopidae. Bases 226 to 1479 code for a protein of 417 amino acids.
CCUCUUACCGGAGUCCGGGGGGGAGGGUACUUGCGUAUUUUACUUCCGGAUCCCACAGCUACGACACCGGAAGCCGGAAGUGGGAAUUUCUGCAGCGGGAGAAGGGCAGAGCUACUGCGGACUCGGGACUUUCUUGGAGCUACGGCGCCCGAGGAGCGCUCGCGGCCCGCUGCUCCCGCCCAUCUCACGUCGGACCGGUUCUGCUGACAGACCUUGACUUGUUGGAUGAUCAGGCCCCCCUGGAAGAGCCAGCUCUGUGAGAUGGUGCAGCCCAGUGGUGGCCCGGCCGGGGACCAGGACGUGCUGGGUGAAGAAUCUUCUCUGGGGAAGUCGGCCAUGCUCCACCUGCCUUCAGAGCAGGGUACUCCUGAGACCCUCCAGCGCUGUCUGGAGGAGAAUCAAGAGCUCCGAGAUGCCAUCCGGCAGAGCAACCAAAUGCUGAGAGAGUGCUGUGAGGAGCUUCAGCGUUUUCAAGGCAGCCAGAGGGAGGAGAAGGAGUUCCUCGUACAGAAAUUUCAGGAGGCCAGGAAACUGGUGGAGAGACUGAAUCUGGAGAAGCUUGACCUGAAGAGGCAGAGGGAGCAGGCCCUGCAGGAGGUGGAGCGCCUAAAGAGAUGCCAACAGCAGAUGGCCGAGGACAAGGCCUCGGUGAAAGCCCAGGUCACAUCCUUGCUGGGGGAGCUCCAGGAGAGCCAGAGUCGCUUGGAGGCUGCUACCAAGGAUCGGCAGGCUUUGGAGGGCAGGGCCCGGGCAGCCAGCGAGCAGGCCCGGCAGCUGGAAAGCGAGCGGGAGGCGCUGCAGCAGCAGCACAGCGUGCAGGUGGAUCAGUUGCGCAUGCAGAACCAGAGUAUGGAGGCUGCCCUGCGCAUGGAACGCCAGGCUGCCUCGGAGGAGAAGCGGAAACUGGCCCAGCUACAGGUAGCCUAUCACCAGCUCUUCCAAGAUUAUGACAACCACAUCAAGAGCAGCAUGGUGAGCAGUGAGCGAAACAGAGGAAUGCAGCUGGAAGAUCUCAAGCAGCAGCUCCAGCAGGCUGAGGAGGCCCUGGUGGCUAAACAGGAAGUGAUUGACAAGCUGAAAGAAGAGGCUGAGGAGCACAAGAUUGUGAUGGAGACUGUUCCGGUGCUGAAGGCCCAGGCGGAUAUCUACAAGGCGGAUUUCCAGGCUGAGAGGCAGGCGCGGGAGAAGCUGGCUGAGAAGAAGGAGCUCCUGCAGGAGCAGCUGGAGCAGCUGCAGCGGGAGUAUAGCAGGUUGAAGGCCAGCUGUCAGGAGUCCGCCAGGAUUGAAGAUAUGAGGAAGCGGCAUGUAGAGGUCUCCCAGCCCCCCUUAGCCCCUGUCCCAGCUCACCAGUCCUUUCCCUUGCCCAGCCAGAGGAGAAGCCCCCCAGAGGAGCCACCUGACUACUGUUGUCCCAAGUGCCAGUAUCAGGCUCCUGAUAUGGACACCCUGCAGAUACAUGUCAUGGAGUGCAUUCAGUAGGGCUGCCUGCCGAUGACCAGCCCAGGACAGUGCAAUUUGUACUUUCCUCUCUUGCCUGCCUAGUCCUGAAUUACAGGCUAGGUGACAAAGAGCAGGCUACUUCUUUGAGCCCCAAGAACUAGCUGCAGGGAUUUCUGCUUCAGCUCCCCCGUCUGCUGGUUGGCGUCUUCUAGGGUACACAGCAACCCACUGGGUCUGAUGUGCUGCUCUUUCUGUUCGUUCUGUCUGCUUGAACCACUCGCCUCUGGGGCUCCUUCUUCCACCUCAACUGGGGAAGUCAAGAGUCAAGGCCGGGUCUCUCAGAACUGCUUCACAGCUUGAGAUGGGAGGGGGCCCUUCCUUUCAGCCCAGGUCCAGCACACUGUGGUGCCGGUGCACUCAAGGGCUGUGUGCUGUUCCACUGGGAAGCUGCACCACAGCAUUGUCCGUCAUUUUAUUGCCAUAAAUAACACUGCAGUGAAAAUCCAUGUGCAUCAAUCAUGUGUGUCUUUGGGUCGGAUUCUUAGAAGUGGCCGCACAGAGCAUGUGCAAAUGGGGUAGAUGGUGCUGGUGCCCCGCAGUGUGGUUUCCUGCUCUCCCCUCAUUCCCCAUAGCCUUGCCCCAGUGAAGGGUGUCAACCUGUGGGCUUUUGCCAUCUGCCAGGUGUGUAGUGCACUAUUAAAGGGUGAGCUUGAGUAUCUUUCAGAGC